CAUGCUUUAAAGUUCAGUUAGGUCACUUCUUCUAUUAAGGAGUAAUUAUUUUAAUUCAUAUGCUUUACUGAUAUACAAUUACGACAUUAAAAUUACCUUUAAAAAUUGUAUAUGAAUGAUAAAUUGCUGAAGUACGCAUCUGUUUAAGUAGGUUGUAGAUAAAUUAAAUUUUUUGAUAUGCGUACUUUAUCUAACGUACUUCGUCCAACAAAUGCAAUAUUUAUUUUCUUAAAUACCCAUUGUCAGUCGGUUUAUUACUUGAGAAUGUACUGAAAAGCGUUGACGUUAACAUGGCAGAAAGUUUUUCAACACUCGUGUUCUUUGUAAAUGGAAAAAAAAUCGUAGAACGAAAUGUUGAUCCGGAAUGGACACUACUCUAUUAUCUUAGAGAUAAAUUACGUCUCUGUGGUACUAAAAUGGGAUGCGGGGAAGGUGGUUGUGGGGCAUGUACUGUUAUGGUAUCUAAAUAUCUUAGAAAGAAGGAUCAAAUAGUACAUAUCCCAGUAAACGCAUGUUUAGCCCCAGUAUGUGCAAUGCAUGGUUUGGCGGUUACAACCGUCGAAGGUAUAGGUUCUACAACGACCAAAAUUCACUCCGUCCAAGAAAGAAUAGCGAAAGCUCAUGGUUCUCAAUGUGGAUAUUGCACUCCAGGAUUUGUUAUGUCAAUGUAUACGCUCUUAAGGAAUCAACCCAAGCCGACAAUGGAUGACUUGAAAACAGCCUUUCAAGGGAACCUAUGUCGCUGUACAGGAUACAGACCCAUAAUGGAAGGAUUUAAAACAUUCGUGGAACAUCCGGACUGCGAAAAAAUUACGAACGGUUUAGGUAACACGAAUUUCAACGGGUGCCCCAUGGGAAAACAAUGUUGUAAAAAUAGGAACAACGAAGAAAAAGAAGAUAAAACAUAUGCAUUGUUUCAAGUAAGUGACUGCAAACCGUACGAUCAUACGCAGGAGCCCAUAUUUCCUCCAGAAUUAAAAAUUUCUAACGGUUUUGACGAUCAAAGUUUGGAGUUUAGAGGUCCUCGUGUUACAUGGUUCAGACCCAUAUCGUUAGAAUCCCUUUUGGAACUAAAACAACGUUUUCCCGAAAGCAAAAUAAUUGUCGGAAACACAGAAGUUCGUGUAGAAGUAAAAUUUAAAAACCAACUUUACCCAAUACAUAUCAGUCCCAGCUGCAUUCCUGAAAUGACCGAAAUCCAAUUAACGGAUAAAGGGGUAAAAGUAGGAGCUUCCGUCACAUUGCAAAACCUAGAAAGUUUUCUACGAAUACAAACAGAAUCUCAACCGGAAACUAAAUUGCGUAUUUUCGAAGCAAUCCUUGAUAUGCUAAAGUUGUUUGGUGGAAAACAAAUUCGCAACAUGGCAUCAGUUGGUGGCAACAUAAUGACUGGAAGCCCGACUUCUGAUUUAAAUCAUAUAUUUAUGGCGGCCAAAGUUGAAUUAGAAAUUAGAAGUCAAGCCGGUGGUUCCAGAACAAUCCAAUUGGAUGAGAACUUUUUUACAGCAUAUCGCGAAAAUGUACUGAACGGAAGUGAAGUGUUAAUUUCUUUAGUGAUACCAUACACUGAAGAAAAUCAAUUCUUCUGUGCUUUCAAACAAUCCCGUAGACGAGAAGAUGAUAGAACAAUCGUAAAUUUAGCUCUCAAUACUCAUAUAUCACCUAUAACUAAUACAGUUCAAGAUAUUCGUAUUUGUUUAGGUGGAAUGGCUGCUACAACUACGUAUGCCAAAACCACAAGUGAAUUUCUUAAUGGUAAAACGUGGAAUGAGGAAAUAUUAGAUUUAGCUUUAGACUUACUUUUAACUGAUUUACCCCUAACCCCAUCGGCACCAGGAGGAAUGAUGCUCUACAGACAAUCCUUGUCGUUAAGUCUUUUCUUUAAAGCUUUCUUAAAAAUACUGUCUCAACUCAAACAGGAUAACUCUAACUUCCAUGCAAUAUAUGAAACCGAUUUGAGUGCAAUUAAAGAUUUUGAUACCACUGUCAUAAAAUCUUCGCAAUACUAUCGUGAGACGUCUAAAAUAUCCCAGUACGAUACCAUCGGUACUCCUGUGGUACAUUUCACUGCUUUUCAGCAAGCAACAGGCGAAGCUGUUUACUGCGACGAUUUGCCUCAUUUUAGUAAUCAGUUGUAUAUGGGCAUCGUUUGGAGUACUAAAGCACAUGCAAAGAUAAAAUCCAUAGACCCAAAACCUGCUUUAGAAAUGGAAGGGGUACAAGCAUUUUACUGUGCAAAGGAUAUUCCAAAAGAACGUAACAUAUUUGGAUUUAUUGUUCAUGAUGAAGAAGUAUUUGUUUCUGAAACUUGCGAAAGUCCAGGGCAGAUUUUGGGGGUUGUAAUUGCCGACGAUAAAUUACUUGCACAAAGGGCAGCGAAGAUGGUAAAGGUUGAUUAUGAAAACCUUCACCCCGUUAUAGUUUCUAUAGAAGAUGCCAUAAAAUAUGAAUCUUACCUACCAGAUUCGUAUCGAGAAAUGGGAAGAGGAAACGUUGAUGCAGCUUUUAAGAUCAGCAAAUAUGUUGUUGAGGGAGAAGUUAGAAGUGGCGCACAAGAACAUUUCUAUUUGGAACCAGCAGCUGUUAAUGUUCUUCCAAAAAAUGAAAAUAACGAAAUUGAAGUCUAUUGUACAACACAAGAUCCCACAAGUGUUGCGAGAGCUUUGUCGACCGUUUUGGAGAUUCCACAAAAUCGUAUCGUAGUCAAAGUGAAAAGGGUAGGUGGAGCGUUUGGUGGAAAGGAGACAAGACCGACGGCUCUUGCACUUCCUGCAGCAUUUGCAGCUCAAAAACUUAAACGACCUGUUAGAUGCAGUUUAGACAGGGACGAAGAUAUCUUGUAUAAAGGAACCAGAAAUCCAUUUUUAAUGAAAUACAAAGUAGCUUUCGAUGAAAGUGGAUUUAUGUCGGCCAUAGAAUUAAAUGUUUAUGUCAAUGCUGGACGAUCUACAGACUUAAGCGUCAUGGUAUUGGAAAGAGCACUGUUACAAUUCUUUAGUGCUUAUAACACCGAGAAUGUCAAAUUCACUGGAAUUUGUUGCAAAACUAAUUUGCAAACAUGUAUCGCAUACAGAGGGUUCGGAAGCCCCCAGUUGACAUUGGCUACCGAAUGUGCCGUUCGAGAAGUAGCUGACGCGCUCAACAAAGACGUUACAGAAAUAAUGCAGAAAAACUUUUUCAAAGAAGACGAUCUUACAUGUUAUGGAAGCGAAACAGACUCUUGCACGUUGCAGAAAUGUUUUGAUGAGUGUCUGUCGAAGUCGAGCUAUUUUGACAGGAAAAAAGAAAUCGAUGAAUAUAAUAGGAAAAAUAGGUGGAAAAAACGUGGUAUCACAGUUGUUCCUCUGCUUUACGGUAUUGGAUAUACAGACGCUUUUAUGAAUUGUGGAGCAGCAUUGGUAAAUGUUUAUACAGACGGCUCCGUCCUUUUAACACAUGGAGGGAUGGAGGCAGGACAGGGCAUACACACGAAAAUGAUACAGAUCGCAAGUAGGGUACUAGAAGUACCAAUAUCAAACGUUUUCAUUAGUGAAACUUCGACCGACAAAGUACCCAACACAAUGCCCACAGCUGCUAGCGUCACCUCUGAUUACAACGGUCUUGCUGUAUUGGACGCUUGUGAAAAGAUUAAAAAUCGUUUGGAACCGUUUAAAGAAAAAAAUCCAAAUGGAACUUGGAAUGAUUGGGUUACCGCCGCGUUUUUUGACCGGGUCAGUCUUUCUGCAACUGGCUAUUACAAAGUACCUGAUGUUGGUUACAAUUUGAAAGAAAACAGCGGUAGAGCUUUCAACUACUUUACAAAUGGUGUUUGUUGCACUGAAGUAAUAGUAGAUUGUCUUACUGGCGAUCAUCAAAUUUUGCGUGCUGACAUUGUAAUGGAUAUAGGAAAAAGCUUAAACCCAGCUAUAGAUGUUGGUCAGAUAGAAGGGGCUUUCGUUCAAGGUGUCGGUUUUCAUACGUUGGAAGAAAUGGUUUAUUCUCCAACUGGAGAAGUUUAUACUACUGGUCCGGGAAUGUAUAAAAUUCCAGGACUUAACGACAUUCCUAGAGAAUUUAACGUGACUAUUCUUAAAGGAGUUGGAAAUCCUAGAGCAGUAUAUUCGUCUAAGGUCCAAUGAAUACAUAUAUAAUAAAAAUCAGAGUCAAUAUAGGGGAUAAAACCAGUUUAUUAUGGUAACCAACACCUACGUUCGACUUUAUGGUAUAAGUUAAUAUCCUAAAGAAAAGUUAUACGAUAAAUAAGAAACGUUAGGUACUGAUUGUCAUAAUAAAGUAUUUUUACCCCUAAUUUUAUUAUGUUAGUAUCUUGAGAGAAAGAAGGAACGGAAACUUAAUAACUUUAUAAAUUCGAUUAGACAGCGUUCAAGUAUUACGUAAACAGAAUUUUUCAGAAGUUAUAUCUACCCCCCCUCUCUCUCAUUACAGUUUUACUGCCUUCAAUGAUGUUGAUCGCGUCUUCGAUGUACAGAUUAAAAAGUAGCGGUGAUAGUGUGCAUCCAUGUCUGACUC
Molecule: messenger RNA, 4509 nt
Organism: Agrilus planipennis (emerald ash borer)
Lineage: Eukaryota; Metazoa; Arthropoda; Insecta; Coleoptera; Buprestidae
Product: xanthine dehydrogenase-like
Exons: 9
Coding region: 291-4118 (1275 amino acids)
Molecular function (GO): iron ion binding; FAD binding; xanthine dehydrogenase activity
Source: RefSeq, a predicted model, not a curated record